CCCCAGGCUCCCUCUGCCUGUGUGACUGGCCAGCAGGAGGUGGUGUUAACUUUCUAGCCACUUCUCACACUCUGUGAGACAGGCUGCAGAAUGUUUUGCUCCAGCUCAUCCCAGCCUGGCGUGGGACAGGGAAGAGAAAUGGCUGCAGUGGAGUCAGUCCAGGGGCUGGUGACCUUCAAGGAGAUGGCUAUGUAUUUCACCAGGGAAGAGUGGGCUCUGCUGGACCCCACUCAGAGAGCCCUCUACUGGGAUGUCAUGCAGGAGAACUAUGAGACUGUGACCUCGCUGGGCCAGAGAAUAACAUCCAUGUUUCGCUGCAGAUCAUCUCGUCCUCCCAGGGGCAAGGAAAUGGCUGCAAUGGAGCUGGCUCAGGGGCCGGUGACCUUCGAGGAGGUGUCUGUGUAUUUCUCCAGGGAAGAGGGGACUCUGCUGGACCCCACUCAGAGAGCCCUCUACAGAGAUGUCAUGCAGGGGAACUAUGAGACGAUGGUCUUGCUGGCCUCAAUAGGUCCCUGUGAUGGAAUGUAAGGCUACAUCUAGACUACCCACCGUAUCGGCGGGUUAAAAUCGAUUGCUCGGGGAUCGAUAUAUGGCGUCUCAUCUAGACGCCAUAUAUCGAUCCCCGAGCGCGCUUAUAUCGAUUCCGGAACAACACCAACCCCAACGGAGUUGCUGAUUUGACAGGGGGAGCCGCGGACAUCGAUCCCGCGCGGUGAGGAUGGGUGAGUAAUCCGAUCUUAGAUAUUCGACUUCAGUUACGUUAUUCACGUAGCUGAAUUUGCGUAUCUAAGAUCGAUUUCCCCCCGUAGUGUAGACCAGCCCUUAAUGUCUUCACACCUUCCCCCUGCAGGAGAAUGGCUGUUUGACCAGCUGUUUGCCUUGCUGUCUCUGAGGAACUGGUCUGUGGGUGUUCCCCAGAACUGUAACUUUUUCAGUAAUAUCAUACUGUAAAAUCUCACAAUUUUACAUACAGUGUUACUACACAUUUUAACAGGAGGAUAAUAUUCAGUAGGUUAUGCGUUUUCUAAUGAUACCUCACAAGCCAUACUGGGUACAAAAUUGAUCAUAAUUUUCUAGAAGAGUGAACACAGGGGUACAGAUUGACACAGUGUCUGUGUGUGUGUUCCCAGCAGAUAUGUGGGUAUUUCAAUCCCUCCUAAGCACAAUGUUUGGCAUCUUCAAGGACCUGGGGAACUGGUCCUGGGAAUUCACUAGUUUAGCAAGUGUGAGACUGCAUG
Messenger RNA from Gopherus flavomarginatus (Mexican gopher tortoise), 1238 nucleotides. RefSeq names its product zinc finger protein 75A-like. The coding region runs from base 91 to 528 and encodes 145 amino acids. Lineage: Eukaryota; Metazoa; Chordata; Testudines; Testudinidae. The transcript has 6 exons. Gene Ontology annotation, biological process: regulation of DNA-templated transcription. The record is from RefSeq and is a predicted model, not a curated record.